CAGAAGGACCAGCAAGGAGCAAACUGUGUGGAGGACAAAUUCCCCAAAUGAAUACGGGGCAAUGGAUGAGAACCUUGGUCGUCCUUGGACUCUUUUUGGUCAUCGUGACCAGCCUAACGGAGGAUGCGAUUGACCAAACAGUGGAGGUCUAUAGUCCAGAAACCAGUGUUGUCUUCAAAACGUUUGAGAUCAGCCCUCAGAAUGAAGAGGACAAUAAAACAUUUCAAAGUUAUUUCUCGUAUUUGUUUCAUCCCGUGUCACGCCAUUCCCUCUCCCGGUUUAUCCGGUGGUUUAAUGAACCUUACAGAAAUUCCUGGAGGAAAUCGCUCCCCUUUGCUUUCCAUUCUCCCAAAGAUAAGGAUUCCAGUCUACGAAUCCGAGGUGCAGGCAGAAUGAAACCUGUACUCCCUAAUAGCAUGGAAUUUAUAAUCAAGGGAACCAUUGCCACGUGCCAAAAAUUUAACGGUUCACUCGACGAACCUUGUACCCUUAAAGUUAACAGCAUCGUGACGAAUUGCUCGGCUUCCUUAAACAGACAGACACCAUUAAAGUACACAGUUAAAUGUUACAAUGGAACCACCGAGAAUCUGGGAACGGAACCAGACGAUGUUACACAGAUAUUCAUCGGCAGCAAUGAAGGCUCCAGGGAGGAAGGAAGUGGAACAGUUUCUGUAGAAACCUAUUCCAAUCUUUCCCGCUGUUUGGGAUGCAUAUUUUGGUUGAUUUAAUAAAGUCUAAUAAAUAGAGAUUGAGCAAACCUGACAUAUCAAGGCUCACCAUACUGACAAACAUCC
Pelobates fuscus (common spadefoot toad) is the source of this 794-nucleotide messenger RNA. RefSeq lists its product as uncharacterized. Bases 48 to 728 code for a protein of 226 amino acids. The record is from RefSeq and is a predicted model, not a curated record. The transcript is spliced from 5 exons. Lineage: Eukaryota; Metazoa; Chordata; Amphibia; Anura; Pelobatidae.